GGAUUGCCAGGGAUCGAAUGCACAAAAGGGCUAAGACGGGGGCACGUCGUGAUCGCAACCGUAAGAAGAGGAAGUUUGAACUUGGUCGCCCUGCAGCAAUGACCAAAAUCGGUCCUAAGCGUAUCCGCAAACUCAGAGUCCGUGGUGGCAAUUUAAAGUUCCGUGCAAUGAGGCUUGAUCAAGGGAAUUUCAGCUGGCCUUCGCAGGCCAUUUCUCGGAAAACUCGGAUUAUUGACGUCGUUUACAAUGCAUCUAAUAAUGAGCUUGUGCGAACCAAAACGCUGGUGAAAAAUGCCAUUGUUCUUAUUGAUGGUGCUCCAUUUAGACAAUGGUACGAGGCUCAUUAUCUUAAAGAACUUGGCCGCAAAAAGGCUGCAAUGGCGAGGGUAGCCAAGGCUGCCCAAGCGGCGGAUGAAGCUGAGGACUUACUUUCCAAAGAGCGCAGUGCUAAAGUUAUGAAAAAGUAUUUGGCUCGGCAAAAACUCCCCCAGGCAACUGUUGAGGACGCUCUUAGGGAGUCAUUUACCUCAGGACGUAUCAUAGCUUGCAUUUCAUCACGCCCUGGACAAGUAGGACGGGCUGAUGGCUACAUACUUGAAGGAAAAGAGCUAGAGUUUUAUUCAAAGAAACUCAAGGCAAAAAAAGCAAAAUAA
Molecule: messenger RNA, 653 nt
Organism: Protopolystoma xenopodis
Lineage: Eukaryota; Metazoa; Platyhelminthes; Monogenea; Polystomatidea; Polystomatidae
Source: the annotation of a GenBank genome assembly